CCUCCAUACCGAUCCCGAUCCCGAUCUCCCCUUCCGCUACUGCUCCUGUCAUGGCUUCCUUUCGCUUGCUUCUCCUUUCCUUCUUCGUCCUCUCCGUCUCGUAUCGCACCACCUCUGCCGCUGUCGCGUCCUCGGAUUCAGCUUCCAAAGUUUCGGUGGCCCUCUACUACGAGACCCUGUGCCCUUACAGCGCCAACUUCAUAGUCAACUACCUAGCCAAGAUCUUUGAAAACGGCCUCAUCUCUAUCGUUGACCUCGAACUCGUUCCCUACGGGAACGCCAGGAUCCGAAACGGAACCAUCUCCUGCCAGCACGGUCCCUAUGAGUGCUUACUGAACACUGUUGAAGCAUGCGCCAUUGCUACCUGGCCUGAUUUGAAUGAACAUUUCAGUUUCAUCUAUUGUGUUGAGGACCUGGCUUUGAAGCACAAAUACCUUGAGUGGGGGUCCUGUUUUUCCAAGACUGGGCUUGAUUCGCUUGCAGUCUUGGAGUGCUAUGACAAUGAUUACGGGAAAAAGCUUGAGUUAGAGUAUGCUGCAAAAACAGAUGCUUUAGAACCCCCUCACACCUAUGUUCCUUGGGUGGUAGUGAAUGGACAGCCACUAUAUGAGGAAUAUGAAGAUGUCGAAGCCUACAUCUGCCAAGCUUAUACCGGCGAAACUCCAAACGCCUGCACCGAAACAUCCCUCAUCACCAACCGACAGAAUGCCAGAACUCAAGUCCACGUCUCCUUUGUUGAUAACAUUUCAUCCAGGGCCCUAAACAAUGAAAGGAUGAUAAGAACUGCAGCCUAGGUUUGCUUAAUAGGUGAUAAACGCUACUGUUGCUGCACAUUUUGGACUCCAACUUAAAUAUGUAGCAAAGAAUUAUAUACCAGACAUGAUAAAAUCCUAUGCUGUUAAUUGAUUAACUUGUGUAUCCUUUUUUUCUCCCCCAUGGUAUUCCAAUCCAUUAUUGUUAUUAACAUUAUUUGCCUUGAAUUUCGUUUUCUGUAAAGUGUAGCUAUACAAUAUAUAACAUAAAAAAGCCCUCAAUUGAACUCCCAGCUUUC
This is a messenger RNA of Zingiber officinale, 1051 nucleotides long. RefSeq names its product gamma-interferon-responsive lysosomal thiol protein-like. Bases 51 to 794 code for a protein of 247 amino acids. Lineage: Eukaryota; Viridiplantae; Streptophyta; Magnoliopsida; Zingiberales; Zingiberaceae. The record is from RefSeq and is a predicted model, not a curated record. The transcript is spliced from 6 exons. Gene Ontology annotation, molecular function: oxidoreductase activity, acting on a sulfur group of donors, disulfide as acceptor.